Molecule: messenger RNA, 663 nt
Organism: Yamadazyma jaroonii
Lineage: Eukaryota; Fungi; Ascomycota; Pichiomycetes; Serinales; Debaryomycetaceae
Source: the annotation of a GenBank genome assembly
AUGGGCAUAAAUGUCCUGAAAAUGAUGAUGGGAGGUAGCAUAACCACAGGUAUGAGACCUAGCAUGCCCAUUAUGGGAUUAAGAUUCAAGCACGAGUUUGCCCCAAGAUUCAAAAGAAUAAAGAAAGGUAUGAAAGGUAGAGUUAGUGUUAGAACUGGUGGAUCAUUGAAGGGAACUAAAUUAGAAUUUGGAAACUACGGGAUCAGAUUGAAAUCCAAUGGGAUCAGAAUGACUGCCACACAAUUAAAAGAAGCUAAAGCAGUUGUUGAAAGAGGUAUCAGAGGUACUGGAGCUAGUGUAGUUACUAGAUUUGUAUGUAAUAUUGCCGUUUGUGUUAAAGGUAAUCAAACAAGAAUGGGUAAAGGUAAAGGAGCAUUCUCCCAUUGGGCCACAAGAGUACGUACUGGUAAGGUAUUAUUCGAAAUCAAAGGAAAUGUCCAUGAAAAAAUCGCCAAAGAAAGUUUAAGAAAAGCCAUAGCCAAAUUGCCUGGAGUAUGUGAAAUUAUGACCAAACAAUCAUUAUUAAGAGUAACACCAACGACUUUAAUCCCAGAACCACCUAAGAAGGAUUUUAACGAAGAAUUAAAACUUAACCCAUCAUCUAAAUGGUCUAAUGUUUUAACUUCAAAACAAGACAUGUACAGAUUAUAUAGAGGUAGAUAA